This is a messenger RNA of Mesoplodon densirostris (Blainville's beaked whale), 3261 nucleotides long. RefSeq names its product sorbin and SH3 domain containing 3 (gene SORBS3). NCBI's taxonomy places the organism in Eukaryota, Metazoa, Chordata, Mammalia, Artiodactyla, Ziphiidae. The transcript is spliced from 21 exons. Gene Ontology annotation, molecular function: protein binding. The record is from RefSeq and is a predicted model, not a curated record. The coding region runs from base 451 to 2484 and encodes 677 amino acids.
CGCUGCCCGCCCGCCCGCGCCCCGACGGGGAGCACUCGCCCGCCCCGGGCCGGCCGACCCGAGCCCCCGCCCUCCACUCCAGCCCGGCCCACGGACCAGAUCGCAGGGAGACACAUUCCGCCGCGCGCGCGCCUCUCACGGUCCUUCCUCCCAGCGCGCGCCCUCGCCCCCCUCCCCCAACUCCGGCUCCGUCGAUUCUCCUCUUCCUCCUCUGGGGCCCGGCCUAGCGGAGCCCGUCCUGACCCGGUCACGAGGGCGGACGGCACAGCCCGGACUUCUCCCUGCCCGCCCUCCCUCCCCGAGGGCCCGUCGCGGCUGCGCCAGGCAGGAGCCGCGCAGAGAUGCUCCUGUCCUCUCGGGCGUCCUCAGUCCCCGCCACCUGCUCGCCUGGGAAGAGGACACGCAGAGGAGCAGCUGGUACACCCGGGGUCCCCCGGCCUUGACCCAAGCAUGCAGGCCCCAGCCCGCAGCCUCCCAGCUGCGCUCAGCCUGGAUGACUUCAUCCCCAGCCACCUCCGGGCCCAUGUAGGGUCAUCCCCCCGGGGGACACGGGUGCCCGUGAUCCGGAAUGGUGGCUCCAACACCCUUAAUUUCCAGUUCCAUGACCCUGCGCCCAGGACCGUGUGCAAUGGGUACUUCCCACCGAGGAGAGAUGCUUCCAGGCACCCAGACCCUACCUGGUAUCAGACCUGGCCAGGUCCUGGGAGCCGGCCUUCUGAGAACCAGAAGACCCCUGCCUCCCAGCAUCCCCAGAACUGGUUAGCCACGUGGACCAAGGAUAGCAAACGUCUGAACAAGCGCUGGGUCAAGUAUGAGGGAAUCGGGCCUGUGGAUGAGAGCGGCAUGCCUAUUGCACCCCGAUCUAGUGUUGACAGCCCCAGGGACUGGUACCGGAGAAUGUUCCAGCAGAUUCACCGGAAAAUGCCGGACUUGCAGCUGGACCGGACCUUCAAGGAAGCACCCAAAGUGGCUUCUUCCUGUGCCACCUCAGCAGACUCAAGGCAUCCAGGGCCCCAGCACAGACCUGCUGCCAGGCCAGGCCAGACGUCGUCUCUGAGCGGAAGAAGCUGGGAUGUCUCUGAAGAGUUUCUUAGAAACACCUUCAAUUUCAAUGCUGGAGCAUCCUCCUCCCUGCACCAGACCCCAAAUCAGGUGUCCAGACACCGAGAGAAAGCAGACAAUGUCUGGACGGAAGAAUCUUGGAACCAGUUUCUGCAAGAACUAGAGACUGGGAAGAAGCCCAAGAAACCACUGGUAGAUGACCCUGUUGAGAAGCCUCCCCAGCCCAUCGAGGUCCUGCUGGAGAGGGAGCUGGCCAAGCUGAGCGCCGAGCUGGACAAGGACCUGCGUGCCAUUGAGACCGGGCAGCCGUCCCCCAAGAGCUCGCAGGCGCCCCGACGGCCCCGGGAGCCGCGGCCCCCCGCGCGCCCGGCCUCCGCCUGGAGCUCCAGUUCCCCGAAUGCACUUUACCAGGGUUCCUCCCUGAGCGCCCACAGGAUGGCGGACGGAGGAAGCCCCUUCCUAGGUCGGAGGGACUUCGACUACCCUCCCUCAACCCGAGACCCUAGUGCCUCUGAACCAGGGGGCAGCCCAGCCAGGAAGGAAGAGAAGAAGAGGAAGGCCGCCCGGCUCAAGUUUGACUUCCAGGCACAGUCCCCUAAGGAGCUGACUCUAAAGAAGGGUGACAUUGUCUACAUCCACAAGGAGGUGGACAAAAACUGGCUGGAGGGGGAGCACCACGGCCGGCUGGGCAUCUUCCCUGCUAAUUACGUGGAGGUGCUGCCUGCAGAUGAGAUCCCCAAGCCCAUCAAGCCUCCGACCUACCAGGUGCUAGAGUAUGGAGAAGCUGUGGCCCAGUACAACUUCAAGGGGGAUCUGGAGGUGGAGCUUUCCUUCCGAAAGGGGGAGCGCAUCUGCCUGAUCCGCAAGGUGAACGAGCACUGGUACGAGGGUCGCAUCUCAGGCACCGGGCGCCAGGGCAUCUUCCCUGCCAGCUACGUGCAGGUGACCCGGGAGCCCCGGCUUCGGGUCUGCGACGACAGCCCCCAGCUCCCUGCGUCUCCCCGCCUGACCACUGCCCGCCUGGCCCAUCACCCCAGCUCCCCAUUAAUGCCGCGCAGCCCAUUUGACCCCACCGACUGGGGGGGCCGGACCUCCCCCCGCCGCACUGGCUUCUCCUUCCCCACCCAGGAGCCCAGACCCCAGACCCAGAGUCUCAGCACCCCUGGGUCAGCUCUGUCCCAUCCUGGAGGCUCCAGCCGUCCCCUGGAGCUGGGGACCUCGUCCCCCAACACCACUCAGAUACACUGGACCCUGUACCGGGCGAUGUACCAGUACAGGCCCCAGAAUGAGGAUGAGCUGGAGCUGCGGGAGGGGGAUUGGGUGGAUGUCAUGCAGCAGUGUGACGACGGCUGGUUUGUAGGUGUCUCCCGGAGGACCCAGAAAUUUGGGACAUUCCCUGGAAAUUACGUAGCCCCGGUGUGAAUGGUCUCCGUGGCAACUCAGAGCCCAGCCAGGAUGGGAUGGGGAGCAGAGAACUUACGCGCAGGAGAGAGGUCGCCCCCCCAUCCUCCUCCCCCAGGACCUGAGCCGCUGGCAUCUGCAGACAGCCUCAGCAGCCUUUGCCACGGAACCUCCCUCGAAGCCCCCUGGACUGAUUCCCACCCACAAUUCACAAGCAUUCCUCUAACAGCCCUUUUAUUUCCUCCGCUACCCCACUCCCCAAAUAUAGAGGUCUGCUUUGAAGUGGAGACUAUUUCCAGGCCCUUAUUGAGACCAGACCCCCGCGUCCGCCACCCCACCCUGCUAUGGCGUUUCCUCUAACAGGGGCCCGCUCCCAGCUUCACCCCCAUGGGGUUCCUCUAACAAGGACCAGCUUCCUAACCUAAUAGAGACCAAAGGCCGUCUUCGCCUGGAAGGGAUUCCUCCCCUUUCACUCCAGCUUGCCUGCCGUCCCCUUUGCCUUCCUGCCUCCAGCUGGGCCUGGGAGUGAGAUGGGGGAUGGACACAGCACUUCCUUAGCAUUCGAGGCCUGGCAAGAGGUCUUGCCCAAGGCUCCCUCUUCCCACAGGCUGCCGAGCCCUGGGCCUGGGUCCUGCUUAUCCUCCUGCUGCUGUAGCGCCCAGGAAGGGUGGGGCCUCCGAGGACUGGCCUGUCCCAGAUGUAUUCCAGGGAGACUGAUGUGUGCUGUCCUCCUGCCGGCCCAGCGGCCCCCAACCCCCAAGUCCCCUGUGGAAGAGAAUGUAAAAUAAAUCUGGCUGU